AUGCCUGUAAAAUUAUUUGAACAAACAUUAUCGUCUGGAAAUUAUCCAAUAGGUCAAACAAGAAUUCUUGGUGUACCACGUAAUGCCCUUACUGCUCGUGUUCGUGUUGAACGUUUUAUAUUUUAUCCGUUUUUUGGUUGGUAUUGGAAAGAAAUAUUUCGUCAAGAAAUUCGUCCUCAAGAUCGAAUUUGCUAUGAUAUUUGGGGUACAACUGUUCAACCAUUUUGGACAAGUAUCAAUUGUUAA
Molecule: messenger RNA, 246 nt
Organism: Rotaria sp. Silwood2
Lineage: Eukaryota; Metazoa; Rotifera; Eurotatoria; Philodinida; Philodinidae
Source: the annotation of a GenBank genome assembly